ACGUCCCUGUGCCUAAUGCUGCAGUGGGUGAAACCUCCGCAAAACGUGAGCCUGUCGAAGGAUUUUUAUACAGCCUGCUAUGGUGAAUUCCAGCCUCGGCAGCAUACCAAGGUGGAUGGAGCAUGGACUUGUGAUUAUUGUGAUAAUCUUGUGUUUAAUGCAUUUCGAGAUCAACUCAAAGCUUUCGAACUCGAUGGUGUCCAUUUCACUGGUGAGGAACUUGGAGAAGGCUCUUAUGGAAGUGUAGAAGUUGUAGAAGUGGCCGGAGAACGCCGUGCAGCAAAAAUCCUCCAUGAAGCUUUAGUAGAAGCAAACUCAAGGUUGCCCAACCAGAGGGCUAGAGGCCAUGGAUACCAGCCAAGAUCUCUCAUAGAAGCCUUCACGACCGAAUGUACGCUAAUGAGUGAAGUUUGCCAUCCUAACAUUGUUCGGUUUCUGGGUAUUUGCUAUCGUAGGCCGGGGGAAAGUAUCCCAGUCAUUGUUAUGGAGCUGCUCAAAACCUGCUUACACGAGUUUCUUCAAUCCGAGACAAGAAAAAACGAAGUCAUACCGCUUUCAAUAAAGCUGUGUAUCUUGUUGGAUGUCUCCAAAGGCUUAGUACAUUUGCAUAGCCUGGAUAUUGUUCAUCGUGAUCUGACGGCUCGCAACAUUUUAUUGAGUCAAUCUCUCACUGCUAAAAUAGCUGACCUGGGUAUGGCACGUUUGAUUGAGUUAAAGCCUGGCCGACACCAAGCAACAAUGACAAAAGGUCCUGGAAAUGCCAACUACAUGCCACCAGAAGCCAGAGAUGGUGGUCCGAUGUCAGCCCAAUAUGGCAAAGAAAUCGACUGCUUCUCCAUGGGCCACCUCAUUCUGUUCACUACCACACAAGAAUUUCCUGAGCCACUGUAUCCAACUUAUUUCGAUAUUCCAUCAGAGACAACGAAAGUACGUACGGAGAUUGAGCGACGUGAAGAUAGUUUCCAAGCUGCCAUCACAGAAGUUGGGAAGGAUCAUCCACUGCUGCAGUUGGCCUCACAAUGCCUUCAAAACAACCCUCAAAUUAGGCCAACAGCUUCUGAGAUAAUGAUGCGCCAGGAAAAUGCAAAACUCAGGUCAGAUUUGAAUGAACAUCAACACCAAUCUCAACAAGUUAUCGAUGAGCAUCAAAGAGUUAUGGAUGAACAUCAACGCCAGUCUCAACAAGUCAUUGAUGAACUUACACGCGAUAUUGAGGAUCUCCAGAGCAAACAUGUUCAGGCAGUCAAGAAAAACGAAUCUUUGUUGAAGAAACUGGAGCAACAAGAAGACAAGGUUCACCCUGAAGUUGUGAAUUCUAAAGUCGUAUUGAAUGAAGUUAACUACACACAAAGGACACUGUUUUCACCUCCUAAUCCAAACGAUUUCCCCGAGCCAAUUGUACAGUGCCGAUCUGAACUUGAACGUCUUGGUCUAACUGGAGGUAUCAAUGCUCGCUCUGAACGUGUUGGAUACAAUAAAGAUGUGUAUGACGAUGCUGAAGAUUAUGAUAAAGCAGAAGAUUUGGACGAUCCCAGGGACCAAUGGGACCCAGAAGAUUUUGAUGAUCCCAGGGACCAAUGGGAACCAGAAGAUUUGGACAAUCCCAGGAACCAAUGGGUACCAGAAGAUUUUGACGAUCCCAGGGACCAAUGGGAAUCAGAGAUGGAUCCUGAUGACCAAUGCAGGGCUCAAUAAUUAUGCCAAACCAGCCCCUGAUGAAUGAAUGCCAAGGUGGAUGGAAUAUGGACUCAUAUAGCUAUAUUGUACUAAUCUUGUUGAUGGUGGUGACAUUUGUGAUUGUUGUGGUCGUAUUAUAAUCUCGUGUUUCUUGAUGUAUAUAAUAGUAACUGUAAAUACUGUAUAGGGGGUAAUUUUUGUAUUCAAAGGAGACUUGAAUGAAUUUUCGAUUGUGAAA
Halichondria panicea is the source of this 1915-nucleotide messenger RNA. RefSeq names its product dual specificity protein kinase shkD-like. The record is from RefSeq and is a predicted model, not a curated record. Bases 16 to 1695 code for a protein of 559 amino acids. Lineage: Eukaryota; Metazoa; Porifera; Demospongiae; Suberitida; Halichondriidae. Gene Ontology annotation, biological process: protein phosphorylation. The transcript is spliced from 3 exons. Gene Ontology annotation, molecular function: ATP binding; protein serine/threonine kinase activity.